AUGACACGCAACUCUGGGUAUGCCAGAGUGGGCGCGGAGGCUGCGCGGGGUGACAGUGCUAAUAAUCCUCGACACGAUGGUGUGGGCGUGGAUACCCUGCCUGGCGAGAGCGCUCAUAUUGCCCGGAACGAGGGAGCAGGUGCGGAGGCCACUGGAGCCUACAGGACAGAUGAUGGCGUGGCAGCUUUGCAAGGGGAAGGGACUGAAGAUGAUAGGGAUCCAGGUGAAAACGCUGGCUUUCCGGACAAGAAUUUGGAGCAGAGAUUCCGCCAGCCUUCAAACCAAAAGAUGAAAAUAAUGCCAAAAUCCGGUACAUCGGAGUUAUACGUGGAGCAGAAGCCCUCUCGACGUCCUGCAAAGCCCGCAAGCAAGCCUGACAAUGAGAAGUUGGCAGAUAUGCUAGCCCAGAUUUUCUCCUUGGCCGUGGCGGAGAAUGAGUUAGGCCUAGGAUCUAUCCGUGCUAAAACAUAUGGACAUGUGGACGAAAGACUGAAGAGGCACGACGAUAUCUCCAAGAGCGUCCGAGAGCGAGGGCUCUCUGCUGAAGACCUGAUCAAAAACGAAUACAACAAUCCGACAAAAGGCUCAGACCCGGAUUGUCAUGUCGCGAUAUUUCUGGACAAGACACCACAAGUCAAAGUCGGGAAUUUGGUGCAAUCUCUGCACAAUCACCCUCUGGAGACCGGAACUUACAAUUCUACGGACCUAGCCAAUCAGAUUGUGGAUGGGACAGUCAAAAAUCAGUGGUUUGGAUACGACCUCCGACAGAGAUGCGUGGAUCUUGUCAAGCACGCCCCACAUUUUUGGCUUGGGAAUGCUGCUACCGACGCGAUCCUUGCCUUGAUGAUGGAAUACGAAGAUAUCAGAUCUGCGCUAAAUCUUUAGUCUGAGGUUGAAAAGACGUCCCAAAAAAUAGCACACUAGAAGGAAGAGAAGCGGACUAAUUUCUUCAAAAAAGCUAGAAUCUCAGAAACAGAGUCAGAGUUGGAAAUCUGGAACGAGCUGGAAAAGAGGCUUAUUAAGCGCCAGCGCUAAGAACUUCGGUCUUUCGCAUUGAUUGCGUCCGCUUUGUUUUCGUGGAAGCCUUGUUCCAAUCAGUAAGGACGA
Messenger RNA from Mytilinidion resinicola, 1107 nucleotides. RefSeq lists its product as uncharacterized. The record is from RefSeq and is a predicted model, not a curated record. The transcript has a single exon. Lineage: Eukaryota; Fungi; Ascomycota; Dothideomycetes; Mytilinidiales; Mytilinidiaceae. Bases 1 to 885 code for a protein of 294 amino acids.